This is a messenger RNA of Oryzias melastigma (Indian medaka), 572 nucleotides long. RefSeq names its product 40S ribosomal protein S17. Gene Ontology annotation, cellular component: ribosome. The coding region runs from base 122 to 526 and encodes 134 amino acids. Gene Ontology annotation, biological process: translation. NCBI's taxonomy places the organism in Eukaryota, Metazoa, Chordata, Actinopteri, Beloniformes, Adrianichthyidae. The record is from RefSeq and is a predicted model, not a curated record. The transcript is spliced from 5 exons. Gene Ontology annotation, molecular function: structural constituent of ribosome.
CUGUAUUCUGUUUUCCCGUCGCUAGGUGGCGGUGUUGUCAGUGUGCGUGAAGCAUUUCACACUAGAAGUAUAAACAUCCGGCUCGACUUCCGGUGCUCCUCUUUUAAACGUCCGAGCAAACAUGGGCCGAGUCAGAACCAAGACGGUCAAGAAGGCCGCCAGGGUCAUCAUUGAAAAAUACUACACACGUCUGGGUAAUGAUUUCCACACCAAUAAGAGGGUGUGUGAGGAGAUCUCCAUCAUUCCCAGCAAACCACUGCGCAACAAAAUUGCUGGGUACGUGACGCAUUUGAUGAAGCGCAUUCAGCGAGGGCCGGUCAGAGGAAUCUCUAUUAAGCUGCAAGAGGAGGAAAGAGAGAGGAGAGACAACUACGUUCCAGAGAUCUCUGCUCUGGACCAGGAGCUCAUUGAGGUGGAUCCGGACACCAAGGAAAUGCUGAAGAUGCUGGACUUUGGGAAUCUCUCCAAGCUUCAAGUUACUCAGCCGGUCAUCGGAAUGAACUUCAAAACACCACGAGGACUUUAAGAUUGUUUAUUUACAAACUGCAAAUAAAAUGGAAUUAUUACAAGAA